Messenger RNA from Ostrea edulis (European flat oyster), 8818 nucleotides. Its product is annotated as hemicentin-2-like. The transcript has 38 exons. Gene Ontology annotation, biological process: protein dephosphorylation. Gene Ontology annotation, molecular function: protein tyrosine phosphatase activity; protein binding. Bases 272 to 7207 code for a protein of 2311 amino acids. NCBI's taxonomy places the organism in Eukaryota, Metazoa, Mollusca, Bivalvia, Ostreida, Ostreidae. The record is from RefSeq and is a predicted model, not a curated record.
GAUAAAAGUGCCACACCUCAUUGAACUAAAAUAAGAUCGGGUUCGAGAUUCUAAUUUGAUGUCAAAGGUCAAGCCAAACAGGUAUGCCGAAAAAAGUUUAAAGAAGUUGUAAAUAGUAUUACAUUCAGAACUUCCUGGUUGAGGGAUCUCACUAUACGAAGAGAAUAGGAAGUAAAUUUAACCAAAAUGGCACCCACCUGAAAAUCUCUGACAAUUUUGAAGAACCUUGGAAGGGCGCGGCAUCUGAGAAUCGAAAGAACUAGAAGUAAACAUGACAUUACCCAUGUUAUCUUCAGGGACAGUGUGGGGAGUUUUGAUUAUUACUCUGCUGUCGAUCAUACCUACAACUGAAGCUGCUCUAGGAGACAGUUGUACUAUGGUGGGUAACUGUGGAUACAACGGGGCAACAUGUGACAGCGGACAAUGUGGAUGUGACACAACGGAGGGAUAUCGAGUGGAGGGAAACCAAUGUUUGCCUAAUGUACUUACUGUGAAUCUCGCUGGACCCUCAAGCAUUGUGUUUGGACAAGAUGCAGUAUUCACAGCCAGUGUCACAUCAGAUCCAGAGGCGACCAACAUCAUCUGGCAGAGAGUGUCUGGUGGUGCUACAACAAACAUUACUAUUAAUAGUACAAAUGUUGUACAGACGGGUACUCUGCCAGCAGGAUCAAUAACUCUUACAAUCAAAAGUGUAACAUUUGCUGAGGGGGGCACCUAUCAAGUGAUGGUGUUGAAUUCAGUGGACCAUAAAACAAGCAACCAAGUGGUACUGGGUGUUACAGGAGAUGCUCCAGCUGUCGGUGUAUCUGGUCCUACCCAGUCUGGUACCACGGUAACUAUUACUUGUACUGCUACUGUUACGUCUGAUUCACCUGCUAUCACAGCCAUACAGUGGACAAAAAACAGUGUCACAAUAGACAUAGCAGGCAGUAACGGGAAAUACUCCGGAGGAACUGUAUCUACACCUCCACUGACUAUCACCUCCAUAGCUCCCACAGACAGGGGAGAUUACCGGUGUAAAGCUACUAACCCUGUAGGAUCUACCACUAGUACUUCUGCUGUGACUCUGGCACCUCCCACUGUGUCAGUUACUGGACCCAGUUCUGUAUUGUACGGUAAUGCUGUCACAUUCAAUGGGACAGUCACUUCUAAUCUUCCCUGGAUUGCUCAGAAAUGGCAAAAAGUACUCAAUAUUGGCACUGUACUAGAUAUAGAUAUAAGUGGUGGGAAGUAUACAGGGAGUAGCCUGGCGUCUCCCAAUCCCAAACUACUGAUCAUCAAAACAGACUUUGGUGACGAGACAAAGUACCAGCUUGUUGUGAGUAAUGGUGUGGGAUCCACCACCAGUAAUCAAGUGACUUUGGAUGUUACUGGAGAUGCUCCAAUUGUCAGUGUAACCGGUCCUACCCAGUCUGAUACCACGGUAACUAUUGGUUGUACUGCUGGUGUUACGUCUGAAUCACCUGCUAUCACAGCCAUACAGUGGACAAAAGACAAUACCACAAUAGACAUAGCAGGCAGUAACGGGAAAUACUCUGGGGGAUCUGUAUCUACACCCUCAUUGACUAUCGCCUCCAUAGCUCCCACAGACAAGGGAGAUUACCGAUGUACAGCUACUAACCCUGUAGGAUCCACUAUUAGUACUUCUGCUGUGACUCUGGCACCUCCCACUGUGUCAGUUACUGGACCCAGUUCUAUAUUGUACGAUAAUGCUGUCACAUUCAAUGGGACAGUCACUUCUAAUCUUCCCUGGACUGCUCAGAAAUGGCAAAAAGUACCCAAUAUUGGCACUGUAAUAGAUAUAGAUACAAGUGGUGGAAAGUAUACAGGGAGUAGCCUGGCGUCUCCCAAUCCCAAACUAAAGAUCAGUAAUACAGACUCUACUGAUGAGGCAAAGUAUCAGCUUGUUGUGAGUAAUGGUGUGGGAUCCACCACCAGUAAUCAAGUGACUUUGGAUGUUACUGGAGAACGUCCAACUGUCAGUGUAUCCGGUCCUACCCAGUCUGGUACCACGGUAACUAUUGUUUGUACUGCUACUGUUACGUCUGAAUCACCUGCUAUCACAGCCAUACAGUGGACAAAAAACAGUGUCGCAAUAGACAUAGCAGGCAGUAACGGGAAAUACUCCGGAGGAUCUAUAUCGAUACCUUCACUGACUAUCACCACCAUAACUAGCACAGACAGGGGAGAUUACCGGUGUAAAGCUACUAACGCUGUAGGAUCUACCAAUAGUACUUCUGCUGUGACUCUGGCACCUCCCACUACUGUGUCAGUUACUGGACCAAGUUCUGUGUUGUACGGUAAUGAUGUCACAUUCACUGGGACGGUCACUUCUGAUCUCUCCUGGACUGCUCAGAAAUGGCAAAAAGUUUACAGUAAUGGCACUGUACUAGAUAUAAAUAUAAAUGAUGGAAAGUAUGCAGGGAGUAGCCUAGCGUCUCCCAAUCCCAAACUACAGAUCAUCAAAACAGACUUUGGUGACGAGACAAAGUACCAGCUCGUUGUGAGUAAUGGUGUGGGAUCCACCACCAGUAAUCAAGUGACUUUGGAUGUUACUGGAGAUAUUCCGACUGUAGCAAUAACUGGAGGUUCGACAGUUGUGUUUGGUAGUGACAUCACGUUCACAGGUACAAUAACAUCCAGUCCUGCGACUACAUCAGUGACAUGGCAGAAGGUUGAUGGUUCACAGACAGAAAAUCUUCAUAUCAGCAAUCAGAAGAACUUGGGAAGUUCUGUUAUUGUCGGUAGUCCUAAACUUGUCAUCAAUGAUGCUAACUUCAUAGAUAAGGCAAUAUACCAGCUGGCAGUUACCAAUCUAGUUGGCACAAGAACGAGCAAUAAGAUCAAUCUCACUGUGACUGGAGAGAAACCAGCAAUAACCAUAAACCCUUCCUCUGCCAUUGUGUCUGUGGUAUAUGGGAUGACUGCUACAUUGACAGCCACAGUGACAACGACAUCAGACAGUCCUCCAGCAGCUGUGAAAGGAGCCUGGCAAAAACAGAUGAGUGGAACGUUCACCGACAUUGACAUAUUAGACCAGAAAUACAAGGACAGUGUAAACGAUGUCAGUGGUCCUGUUUUAAAUAUACACAGUGCUGUGUACACAGAUGAGGGAGCAUACAGAUUCACUGCCAACAAUCUGGUGGGGCUCACUGUCAGUAGUCCUAAAACUCUGGAUGUCACAGGAACCAAGCCCACAGUGACCAUAUCUGCUAAUCCAUCCAGCUCAGUACAAUUUGGCACCACUCUGAACAUCACAGCCACGGUAACAGCGAACCCCCCGGCCAACACAACAAGAUGGCAGAGAAAACCUCUGGAUGGUGCAUGGUCUGAUAUCAAUAUCAGUGAUUCUAUGUAUGGUGGUAGCUCUGUCUCACCUGGUGCACCUUUACUGGCCAUCGCUUCUAUUACGUACAGUGUAGACAAUGCAUCGUUCCGAUGUGUUGUUGGAAAUGUGGAGGGGGAGACAACUAGUAAUGAGAUAACCAUAGAUGUAACGGAAAAUCUUUCCAUGGUGUCUGUAACACCCAGUGGACCUGUCCAGCUUCCUUAUAAUACUACAUUGACACCAGCAUUGGUGGCAACAAUCACUAAUGGAUCAAACACAGAACCAGCAAAAGAGGUUAGAUGGAUAAAGAUAAGGAGCGGGAGUGAAGUACUUAUCGAUAUAAGUAGCUCUAAAUAUUUAGGAAGUACUCUGUUACCGAAUCCUCAACUGAUGAUCAACAAUGCAGUCUUUGGAGAUGAGGCAGAAUAUCAGUGUCAGGCCAGGAAUGCUGAGGGAUGGGGAGCAAGUAAUAAAGUGUCCGUAGAUGUCACUGGAGGCACACUUACUGUUACAAUUGGUUCAAAUGUCACGGAAAAGAUCGGCGAGAGUGUCACAAUAUCCUGUACGGUUACUGGUCCUGAGAUUAGCCAAAUCACAUGGAAGAAGGGAGGUGCUGAUUUAUCUAUUGAUGGUACAAAAUACACAGGAUCUACAACUGACUCGCCUUCUCUGAUCAUAAACAACCUGGUCAUGCAGGACGAUGGCCAGUAUCAGUGUACAGCCACUAACCCCGGAGGGACUUACGCAAGUCCUGGCAGUGCAACACUCACUGUCAUAAAUCGACAGUUUCAAGACGUCUGCAAUGCGAGUCUCCCUUGUGAUGACAGUAAGAAAUUAGAGUGUUCCCAGUCUACUGGGCGGUGUGUCUGUAAAGGGACGUUUUAUCAUAACAACAACCUAUGCCAUUCAAGAGAUAGAUUAAAGGCUACAUUUACAUCACAUUCGUCCAGUACCUCAGCAUUCUCUGUGACCUGGAACGAUCCCUCCAAUGAUGUGAACCUUGUGAGUGGAUAUAUUGUGAGAUGGAGAAUUCAUGACCAGAUAGAAUCUACACAACAGUUACAGACAGUGGACAAAUCAGUGACCAGUCACACUGUUAGUACUGGACUGAUACCGGGACAGCUAUACAUUGUGGCUGUGACAUCCUCUGUGACACUCACUAAUCCAGCCUCUAAUAUAGAAGUACACAGUGACCUGGAAUACAUUAGGAUAGUUCCUCUUCCACCAGGGUCUAUAUUGGAUAGUAGUGAUUUAGCAUCAGAUGAAUUAAUGCUGAGCUGGACUCCACCAAUAAGUAAUACAGUGGUCACCAAAUAUGACGUGACAAUUGAUGGGAGAACACAGAGUACUGUGGACAGUAAUGCUAACAUUCAGUUUACAAAACAGCUGGUUCCUGGCACAAAGUACAAUGUCAGCAUAGUGACAGUCAGUGGUCAGAACAUAAAUAACAAUGAGGAAAAAAGGAGUGUAGCUUAUACAGAGGAGAUCCGAACCACCCCAACAAGACCAGGUCCACCAACAGGUGUGAAGUGUCCAGGAGAACCAAAGGACAAAUCAUUAGAGAUCUCCUGGACAGCUCCUACUGCUCCUAAUGGACGGAUUGUGAAGUACAUCAUUAUCGUGAGUGGAGCAGUCACCAAGACUGUGGAUACAUUGAGCAAUGUGAAUACAUUUGAUAUCAUAGGACUUUUAGAAGAGAGAUCCUAUACAUUUGCUGUCAAGACGGUUAAUGAUGCAGUGAAUUCAAUCAGCAGUGAAAGUGUACCGGUAACAUGCCAGACAAGACUAGGCUUAUCUACCCCACCAAAUGCACUCACCAUCGGCACCCAAAACAGUAGAGGAUUUCCUGUGUCCUUUAGUGUUCCUAAUAAUGUCAAAGGACAGCUGGCUGGUUACAGAAUUCUCAUCAAAGAUGCCAGUAAAUGCUGGCAGCAGAUUAACAUCAUAUGUACUUCUUGUACUGAUUUUAACAGUACUUCCCAAAGUUGUGACACAAGUAUUGUACACAGAGUACCUGACAUAGCUAUCACACAGAACUAUAAUGUCACAGGUCUACAUCCAUACAGAAACUACACAGUGGAAGUGGCAGCCAUUAAUGGAGCAGGAGUAGGAAACUCUGUUGAUAAAACAACAAUGACUGAGGAAGAAGUUCCACAGAAGCCUUCCAUCAGUUCUGUUGCACCCAAAUCUGACAAAGAGGUAGAUUUGACGUGGAUGUUAGCUCCUCCCUCGCCUGGCAACGUGACAUACACCGUGACAGUGAUGGAGGCGGAGGAUAACACGUCUAAUGUUUUUAUCAACAAGAGAGAGAUACAUUACAGUGGAUUUGAACAUAAAGAGAAAGUGAUUGAUGGUUUAGAAGGAUUUUGGAGAUAUAAAUUUACUUUGACAGCCACCACAAUAAAGGGAUCACAAACAUCUGAAGAGUCUGGUGUAAUCAGGACAAAGCAGGGGGUUCCAGGAAAAGUACGGGAUCUAACAGUAGUACGGAAACCUAACACCUACCGAGCAGCUCUAGUCCAAUGGAAAGUCCCCUUACUUAGGGACCAGAAUGGGAUCCUUGUAAAUUACAGGUUCAUCAACUCUGGGUCAACAGAUAGAUUUGUUCCUGUGGAUACUAAUGAGCUGUUUAUUACAGAAGAAGAGAUCGUUGUUGUUCCUGAAAUGACAUACUCCAUAGAGAUAUAUGCCAUUAAUAGUGACGAUACCAUUGGUGAAAAAGAAACGUUCAUAUAUUCUGCAGAAUCUGGUCUGAAACAGGAUCCACAGUCAACGUCGCCCGUGGGAGUCAUCGUAGGUAGUAUUGCUGGAGUGAUAAUCGUAAUCACAGCUCUUGUGAUUGCCAUCUUUAUAUGGAGGAGAAAACGGAGUGAAUCAAAACAAGAUUCCAAAACAUAUGCAGAUUUGACACUAUACGACCGAGGCAGCAGUGACCAGACAUAUUCAGCCUUGGAUCAACGUACUCGGAUACAAAGAGAAAAACCGAUAACUUCACAAUCAUUUGUGGACCAUGUUCUUGAUCUGAUGAAAGAUAGCAGGCUAAAAAUUUGUAACGAAUUUUCCGAACUACUUCAGUCAAAGGAAACAGCAGCUACAACAAAAGCAAAUUCGAAGAUGAAUACAAACAGAAACAGAGGGAGUGUAGUACCCUAUGAUUUUAAUCGCGUACAGCUCCAAGAGAAGAGGGAUGGCUCAGACUAUAUCAAUGCAAGCUAUGUUUUGAAUCAAAGCUAUAUAAUGACACAGUACCCUCUUCCGAAAACAGUUGGACAUUUUUGGCGCAUGGUUUGGGAACAGAACUGUCCCUUGAUAGUAGCACUUACAAUUGAUGAUGAAAAACAUAAGGAGGAAUGGUAUUUUCCUGCAUCCGAUGGAGCAGUCCGCACUGUUGGUGGGAUUGAUGUGGAACUCGUUGCAACGUUCAACGUACUGGAGAAAGUGACAUUACGUAAAAUCAAGUUAUCUAAGGAAAAGCAGCUAAAGAAUGUAAAUCAUAUCCAUGCAUACGGUCUGGGAAUGGUGAACAUAUCAGAUCAACUCCUUCAUAGCAUAAAUCUCGUAGCAGCGAACAACACUAACAUGCAAAGCAACGGGCCGUAUGUUGUACACGGUGGAUGCGUCGGUAUAGACUACAGUGGGGUGUUUGUUCUGGUGGAUUACCUUGUUAAGUUAAUUGAGUCUGGUGUCAAUAGGAUUGACGUUUACGGGUCCACAUUCACUAUCAUGAGCGAAAGAAUGGAAGCCCUAACCACGGAGGAACAAUACACUGUCAUUUACACGUUCCUCAAGAGAUAUAUCAAUGACAAAUCCCGCUCUGGAAAACAUCCUUCUAAUUUCGAUAUAAAAGAUGCAGCAAGUGCUUACGAAUAUUUACCUUGAAGUGAACCUGGUCCUUCUUGUCAUCACAAGGAGAUUCACAAAACAGAAUGAGGACUUCUUAAAAUAUCAUUUUAUCUAUAUUCCUGUAUCCGGAUAUGGAGGACUUUUUCGCAAUCAUACAUGUAGUUUGAUUAUCAGAGGAGUUUGUAAUGUUGGUAAUUUGCAUUUUUAUGAACAUAAAGGUUUGCAUGACUUAAGUACUCUCAAACAUUUAGCACAGUGACAGUCCCAACAAUUUUCAAUUUGUAAAUAUGAAAUGGUGAAGAUGACAUACAAUGAUGAAUCUCAUAAAUCUUAUAAAGAAUGCAAAAUUCUACGAGUAGUAUCUGAUAAAAGUCAUGCACAAAAUAUUGAUAGACAACCCUAAUAUUUAUAUAAACACUCCCGCGCGAAUGUCACACCUCAGAUCAUUUACAGGUAAAGUCUACAAUGAAGGGCAGGCAAGGUGACAUUGUAGAGCGGAAGUUAAAAGUACGUUUUGACAACAAAUAGCUAAACCAUAAGUGAUAAAAAUUAGGUUACAUGAGGAAUAUGUUUUGUUUCCAGCUACCAAAGCCUGUACCAACAUUGUCUUUGUUUGUAAGGCUCAUUAUUACAACUGUAUUUCAAACGAACUUUGUAUUGAUUCCACAUUUUUUGUAAUCGUACUUAUACUCCAACUGUCCUUUCAAAUUAUGAAUUUUUUUUCAAAAAUCAUGCUUCAGAUUUAAAAACUUCUAAUAUUCCAGUCAAUGGGAGAAAUGAAUACGAGUUAUCGUACCUAUACUGGAUUCCUAAACUGCACAAAAACCCUUACAAAGAUACAUUGCUGGAUCGAGUAAACGUUCUACCAAGCUCCUGACUUUCCUCCUCAUGAAAAUAUUAAUAGUUGUGAAUGAUAACCUUCAAACAUAUUGUGCCACAACAUAUGCCAAAAAUGGUGGAAAUCAAAUGUGGAUUCGAAACAUCUCUGGUGUGUCCAGGGGUCUGUGUUUGCCCAACUAUGUAUUUUGUAUUGCUUAUAGGAGUUAUGAGAUUGAUCACUGUUCGUUAUCUUCACCUUGCAUCCUAAAGAAGGUUUGGUAAAUUUAAAUCACAAAACUUUUCUCGAAUUAAAAACAUCAAAACGUAUAUAAUUACAAAGCUUUUCACGACUAUUCCUAACGAUGAAUUAAAGAUGUUUUAGACUUUUCUUUUUACAUCAUACAGUGUUGCUUCUUCAACAAAAAUGGAAAAAGGAAAUGUUCAUAUCUAGUGAUCAGUCAUGCAAACAACUACUUUGUUCAACACCGCACUAAGUUUACGCACAUGUACACUGAAGUUAAUAUUAAAGAGAUGCUGAAGUUCUUCAUUGACAAUGGUUUUGUAGUCGUUAGCGAUCAGGUAUUUUCACAAUAUGUUGGAAUCCCCAUAGGCGAUAAUUGUGUUACUUUGUUAGAUGACCUGUUUUAAUAUUUUUAUGGGGCAGAAAUUGUUCAAAAGCUUCUAAAUGAGAAGAAACAAUAUCUUGCUGUGGCCUUCAACUUGGCAUUUAGAUAUAUCGACGACGUCUUAUCUAUUAACAAUAAUCAUUUUCAAUCAUGUAUCGAUUUGAUAUAUGCCAGUGAACUCGAAAUAAAAGACACAACAGAU